AUGAAUAUUAAAAAAUCUAAACAACAAUUAUUUUUUGUUGUUUUUUUAAUAUUCAUUAUAAUUUUGACACUUUUAGGAUUUGUAAAAGGUAAUAAUGAUGAUGAUGAUUACUAUAUUGGAGCAGUAUUAGAGUAUACACCACCAGAAUAUAAUUUUAAAGAUCCAAAUGAAACACCAAUUAAAUAUGUUUUAGCAAAUGUUAAACGAUAUAAUUCAUAUGUACAAAUAGCAAAAAGUCAAGGAGCACAAAUUAUAGUAUUCCCAGAGUAUGGUUUAUUAGGUAAUGCAUUUGCAACAAGAGAUCAAGUAUUACCAUAUCUUGAAGUUAUACCAGAUCCACAUCAAUCUUCACAACCAAUUAUACCAUGUAAUAAUGAGGAUUUCGAUAAUAGAACUAUUUUACAAAGUUUAAGUUGUAUUGCAAUUCAAAAUUCAAUUGUAUUGGUAGCGGAUAUGGGUGAUGUACAAUAUUGUGAUAAUAGUACAUCAAUUAAUAAUAAUGAUAAUAAUAAUAAUUGUCCAGCUGAUGGUAGAUUUCAAUAUAAUACACAAGUUGCAUUCUCAGAGAAAGGUGAAUUAUUAGCUAAAUAUCAUAAAUCUCAUUUAUAUAGUGAACCAUAUUUUAAUCCAUCAUCACCACCUGAUCCAGUUAUAUUUUCAACAAAUUUCAAUGUUACAUUUGGUAUGUUUAUUUGUUUCGAUAUUUUAUUUGAAGAACCACAAAAAACUUUAAUUCAAAAGUAUGGAAUUCAUAAUUUAGUUUACUCUACUCAAUGGGUAAAUGUAAAUUAUGCAUAUGCACGUGGUAUUCAAGAAUCUUGGUCAAAACUUUACAAUGCAAAUGUUUUAGCUGCAAAUAUUGGUGCAACUAGUGCAAUCAGUGGUUCUGGUAUUUAUUCUAAUGGUAAUUUCAUUAAUACUUUUCAAAAUCCAACUACAAAACCUGCAAAUAAAUUAUUAGUUGGUAAAUUACCAAAAGAUCCAACAACAACAACAACAACAACAACAACAACAACAAAGUCGUCUUCAUCAAAUAAUAAAAUUAAUUCAGGUAUUGAAGCAAUAGAUUUUGUUAAUUAUAAACCAUUUAAACAAUAUGAUGGUGAUGGUGUUAAUUUAAAUGAUGUCAAGACACCAACUAGUAUUAAUGCAACUAUUAUACCAUUUUUAAUUAGUGAAAAUCAAGUUAAUAAAACUAUAAUUAGUGAAAAUAAUGGUUUUUCAUGUACUUUUACCUAUAGUACAAGUGAUAGAAUCGAUAAGAAUCGUCUUUUAUAUUCAUUGGUUAGUUUUAAUGGUAAUUUUAAUGAUUUCUUUAAUUCUCAACUUUGUAGUGCUUCAAUUUGUGCUUCAAAUGAUCCAAAUAGUUGUUUUGAUAAUGUUUUCGAUUCUUCUUCAACUUUUACCUCAUUACAUAUUCAAGGUAAUUUUCAAUCAGAUUAUCAUAUAGUUCCAACAUUUACAACAUAUCCUUUAAUUGAUAACUAUUUAUCAAAUUAUCAAUUUGGUGAUCAAUUCAUUUCAGUCUCAAAUAUUGAACAAUAUUUUGUUGGUACAAGUUUAUUUGCAAUUCAAUGGAACGAUACUUCAAGUAGUGAUAAUCUUAGUUAUGAAUAUAUUUAA
Messenger RNA from Dictyostelium discoideum AX4, 1623 nucleotides. RefSeq lists its product as hypothetical. Bases 1 to 1623 code for a protein of 540 amino acids. The record is from RefSeq and is a predicted model, not a curated record. The transcript has 2 exons. Gene Ontology annotation, molecular function: hydrolase activity. Lineage: Eukaryota; Evosea; Eumycetozoa; Dictyosteliales; Dictyosteliaceae.